This is a messenger RNA of Nothobranchius furzeri (turquoise killifish), 2394 nucleotides long. RefSeq names its product transmembrane 4 L6 family member 1. NCBI's taxonomy places the organism in Eukaryota, Metazoa, Chordata, Actinopteri, Cyprinodontiformes, Nothobranchiidae. Gene Ontology annotation, cellular component: membrane. The record is from RefSeq and is a predicted model, not a curated record.
ACCACAACUCCCGACAUGCCCCUCGUGGGGAGCUCCCAGCGUGCUCCUCGCGGGGAUUCCCUCCACGUCACAGCCAAGCAAGGCUAUAUAUGGAAGACGCCGUGACCGGCUUCUCAUCUCAGUCAUCGUUUCUUCCUCACAGAGAAAUAAUAAAACUGUUAAACGUCUCACCUUGUUCGUCUCCUUCAUCCAGUCUGAUCAGCCUGACACUUGGUGUGGAUGUGUGUGUGUAGGUGGAUGUUGGUGUACGUAUGUCUGCUCUGUUUUUUCAAUCCCCAGUGAGUCAUGGCAGAUGGCUGCUUAUAUUGACUCAGGAUCCUCUGUUAAAAGGGAGUUUUCCUCUCCACUGUUGCUGCAUGCUUGCUCAGUAUGAGGAUUGCUGUAAAGACUCUGACACUAGUCAGUGACUCGAUGCAAUCUGCAGGGUUCCUUAUAUAGGAAACAUUUUACAGAUUGGCUUAAUGACCUGAACUGUAUUGGAAUGUUUACUUUGUGAAGACCCCUGAGACAACUCUUGUCGUGAUUUGAUGCUAUAUAUAUAGUAAAAAAAGAUAAGUGAAGGACAGUAUUUUCCAUUUUUGAAGAGGUAGAACAAGAGUCAAUGCUCUCAAGGUUUACAGAGAGUCUGCUAGAGGAGCAGCGGGUCUACUCUGAGCCCCUCCCAGUGAGACACCAAUGAACCUAACAUGCAUGUUUCUGGUUUGUGGGAAGAAACUGUAGUAUUAAGAGAAAACCUGCAUAGAGAGAACAUGCUAACCCCACACAAAAAGAUGAGAAAAAACAGGUUUAUUUAUAGCACAUUUUCUACACAAAGGCAAAUCAAUGUGCUUUACAGCAAGCAGAAAGGCCACAGCCGGGAUUCAAACCUGCACCCAUUUUGAUGAGAGGCAGUAGUGCAGCCACCUGAGCCACUGUGCAUCUGUUCUUAAAGUAAUUUUAUAAAUAAGUCAUUUGAACUAUUUCUACUUUUUCUGCCCCCAUAAUACUCCUCAAGAAAUCUUGGUAUUUAUUCAUGUCAUCUCAAAAGAAAAAACAAAACAAAACAGGAACUAUCUGAGCUACAAAUUACAGAACAAGGAUGUUUUACAUUAGUUGGUCACUCUUUACUCUGACAACAUGUGCACUGGAAAAUGCUCCCUCUGCAUUGCCAUAAGUCUGUACCCACUGGUGCUUAUGUCCAUCCUCUGCAACACUCUACUGUUCUUUCCAGGCUGGAGUGUCAAGUAUGUCCAGGAAGAUCACAUCACCCAGGAGGUGAAAUACAUGGGGGGCAUCAUCGGAGGAGGCGUCAUGGUGCUGAUCACAGCCUUUUACGUUCACCUGAUUGGAGAACGGGGAUGCUGUGGAAAUCGUUUGGGGAUGUUCUUCUCCAUCGUAUUUGCUGCUGUGGGUGUGGCGGGAGCCGUGUACAGUUUCAUUGUGGCGCUGGUCGGCUUGUCUUCUGGCCCUCUUUGCUUCACUGAUGAAGGGAAAUGGGACACGCCUUUCAGUAAUAGCGACCUGAGUUACGUGACUAACCAUGCCACAUGGACUCAGUGCAAAGAGCCAAAAGAAGUUGUCCAGUUCAACAUAGGACUGUUCAUCAGCCUGGCAGUAGCCAGCGUUCUGCAGGCCCUGCUCUGUGCCGCUCAGGUCAUCAACGGCAUCUUUGGAUGCAUCUGUGGAACCUGCAACAAACAGGAAGCAUGAUAGCAUGUGGAGGAGAGGCGUGAAAAGACAAUCCCCUGCUGGAAAGUUGAGAUGGUUUCAGCUUUCAUGUUUCUAAUCAUCACAGUGUAUUACUAUAAUGCUUGAUAACGAGUUUUUCUGCAUUGCAAAUAAUCUGUUCAAAUAGGAUUAAUGCAAAAUAAACUGGUUUAACAUAUGCAGUCAUUGGUUAAAUUCAUUUCCCCAAACAAAUAUUCAUUUUUAAAGCUGAGUGAGAAAAUGUCUUUCAAAUUGUUCUUUUUUUAUUAAGUUGGUUUCAACAAAUUUAGUCAAAAUUUAGUAAGUAUUUUCUUAUGAAAUGAGAUGUUUUUUUCUUCUGCAGCUUCUGCACACUGGUGCUUGAUAAACCGAGUUCAGACUGACACAUCACAGGUUUAUCACUAAUAGUGAUAUUAAACAGAUUAAACAGUGCCAUCAAGUGGGCCAGUUGUAAAAUGUGUCCAAGAACCGGAGAUAAAACAAGUUCUGGUUCGGAGCAAGAGUUUAUAAAGAAGUUAGCGAGAUCCAGCUUUUAUUUUGGUAACCAACUUCCGCUUAUUGGCAAGCGAAUUUGCAUAUUAGCUAAAUGUUUAAGUACCAGCUAAAUAUUUAUUUUCCACGAUGUUAUUUAGCUCCACACUAUAUUUUAUAUUUUUGGGUCAGACUUAAAUAUUUAUUUCCCAAAUACUGAUUUUGCAAACUAAAUGU